Messenger RNA from Lipotes vexillifer (Yangtze River dolphin), 2086 nucleotides. It is a transcript of the gene PHYHIPL, whose product is annotated as phytanoyl-CoA 2-hydroxylase interacting protein like. Gene Ontology annotation, cellular component: cytoplasm. The record is from RefSeq and is a predicted model, not a curated record. Bases 212 to 1342 code for a protein of 376 amino acids. The transcript is spliced from 5 exons. Lineage: Eukaryota; Metazoa; Chordata; Mammalia; Artiodactyla; Lipotidae. Gene Ontology annotation, molecular function: protein binding.
GCCGGGAGCGCGCCGGGUCUGUCUCGGCCUCUCAGAGCCGCACGCUCAGUGGAGCUCCCGCCACUGCCGUCGCCUCGGCCCCUCGGUGCCGCGUCCCAGGCCUCCUCCCUUCCUCCGCCACUCCCUUUCCCUUUCCCGCCCUUCUCUCUCACACGGUCCACGGAGAGAGCCUGGAUACGAAGCAGGCGGACGUGAAAAGGGGGUUGGAAAAAUGGAGGUGCCGCGUCUGGAUCAUGCCCUUAGCAGCCCCACCAGCCCCUGUGAGGAGGUGAUCAAAAACCUCAGCCUGGAGGCCAUUCAGCUGUGCGACCGGGACGGGAACAAAUCACAAGACAGUGGCAUAGCAGAGAUGGAAGAACUUCCCAUACCACAUAACAUCAGAAUAAGCAACAUUACAUGUGACUCAUUCAAGAUUUCAUGGGAAAUGGAUUCAAAAUCAAAAGACCGUAUUACACACUAUUUCAUUGACCUCAAUAAGAAAGAGAACAAGAACUCCAAUAAAUUUAAACACAAGGAUGUUCCAACAAAACUGGUGGCAAAAGCUGUUCCCUUGCCGAUGACUGUCCGUGGACACUGGUUUUUGAGCCCAAGAACUGAGUAUACAGUAGCAGUGCAGACCGCCUCAAAACAAGUUGAUGGUGAUUAUGUUGUGUCUGAAUGGAGUGAAAUUAUAGAAUUCUGCACAGCAGACUAUUCAAAAGUUCAUCUAACACAACUGUUGGAGAAGGCUGAAGUGAUUGCAGGACGGAUGCUUAAAUUUUCUGUUUUUUAUCGUAACCAGCACAAAGAAUAUUUUGACUAUAUUCGAGAACAUCAUGGGAAUGCUAUGCAGCCCUCUGUCAAGGAUAACAGUGGUAGCCAUGGCUCUCCUAUCAGUGGAAAAUUAGAAGGCAUCUUCUUCAGCUGCAGCACUGAAUUCAAUACUGGGAAGCCACCCCAGGAUUCACCUUAUGGAAGAUACAGGUUUGAGAUUGCAGCAGAAAAACUUUUUAACCCCAACACUAACUUAUACUUUGGGGACUUCUACUGUAUGUACACUGCUUAUCAUUAUGUGAUUCUUGUCAUUGCCCCUGUGGGAUCACCAGGAGAUGAAUUUUGUAAGCAGCGCCUUCCUCAGCUAAAUUCCAAGGAUAAUAAAUUUUUGACCUGCAGAGAAGAAGAUGGGAUGCUGGUUUACCACCAUGCCCAGGAUGUCAUUUUAGAAGUCAUUUACACUGACCCUGUGGAUCUUUCUCUAGGCACCGUGGCAGAAAUCACUGGUCAUCAGCUUAUGAGUUUAUCUACUGCAAAUGCAAAGAAAGAUCCCAGCUGCAAAAUCUGUAAUAUUAGUGUUGGACGUUAAUGCCCACUUUUCUUAUUCUUAGUCCCCUUCCUUCCCUUAGGAGCAUUGAUCCUCUGUUGUCCAUUUUCAUCACCAGAUGUCUUCCACUGAAGCAUGCACAUGCCGCUCUCACCAAAAGCAAACAAACAAACUGCCACUUAUCAAAUUUCAUUCAGAGCUGUUUUAGUGUUUCCUAUUCCCUACCCUUCCCCCUCCUUUCAAUGCUGAAAUAUCCUAAGUUGUCCCUCUGACGCUCUGUUGCCUAGAUGCUGCAAUGUUUUAAUUUUUCCUUUAUGCCAAACAUAACCAAUUAUAUAAACUGCUUUAGCAAAAUACAAAGUAAUGGAAAAUAAUGGCUUAUAAAUGGUGUUUAAAUAUGCACUCAUUUUAAUCUACUGAGCAAAUAUUGGGAUUAUUCCAAACCGCAUGAAAGGGUGUAAUUGCAGCAUGAAUUAAAUCUUGAAGCCUAGAAUUGUCAGCACUUCCAACUUGUUGUUUGACAGUGUUAUUUAUGUUAUUUAUAUUAGCUAACAGGAAACAACUACUGUGUUUCAACAUAAUAAUAAAUAUAAUAGAAAAAUAUUUUAUUUGUAUUGUAUAAAAUAUUUACAAUCUUAUAGAAUAUAUAGAGUUACAUUUUAAUAGCAAUUGUAUACAUGUCACGAAACCAUUUCCCUUAUCAAAGAUGUAGUUUGUAAACCUCAAAUAGUUGUGUAUCUGUUCUGUUACAAGUAGACGACUUUAAUUAAACAAAUUUAUGAAGGA